Messenger RNA from Entelurus aequoreus (snake pipefish), 6383 nucleotides. Its product is annotated as partitioning defective 6 homolog beta-like. The record is from RefSeq and is a predicted model, not a curated record. Gene Ontology annotation, biological process: centrosome cycle; establishment or maintenance of cell polarity; regulation of cellular localization. NCBI's taxonomy places the organism in Eukaryota, Metazoa, Chordata, Actinopteri, Syngnathiformes, Syngnathidae. Gene Ontology annotation, cellular component: cell cortex; nucleus; apical plasma membrane. Bases 237 to 1418 code for a protein of 393 amino acids. The transcript has 3 exons. Gene Ontology annotation, molecular function: protein kinase C binding.
GCUCCCACAGCACCAUCGGCGGCCGGCAUGACGCGGAGCAAGUUGGGGCCCUUCUGUUGAGGACUUUGACUGACGGUGGUGGGCGGGCAAAGUACCUUGUAUUUAUUUGGACGCCUUUACCGGAAGUAUAUAUUGGCGGCCUCUUCUGUUUUGUGUGUCCGGAGCGGAGGCGCUCGGAGCGGGCAAGGCGAGUGAGGGCGGCGGUGGCGGUGGUGGUGGUGGUACCGCUGCUAAACAUGAACAAGAACCACCGUGUGCCGAGUAAUCGUUCUCUGAGUGCCGUGGAGGUCAAAAGCAAGUUCGGGGCGGAGUUUCGUCGCUUCUCUCUGGACCGCUCCAAGCCGGGCCGCUUUGAUGAGUUCUACGGCCUGCUGCAGCACGUGCACCGCAUUCCCAACGUGGACCUGCUGGUGGGCUACGCCGACGUGCACGGCGACCUGCUGCCCAUCAACAAUGACGACAACUACCACAAGGCCAUCUCCACCGCCAGCCCGCUCCUCAGACUCUUCCUGCAGAGGAAAGAGGAAGCAGAUUUCUUCGGGAGCGACUCGCUGACCAGGAAGAAAAACACGGGGCUUUCGGCUGUUCUCCUCCGGCCCGACGCCAACAGGAAGAAGCCGCCGGUGAUCAUCAGCCUUCCGAAGGACUUCCGCCCCGUGUCCUCCAUCAUCGACGUGGACAUCCUGCCCGAGACGCACCGCCGGGUGCGCCUGUACAAGCACGGCCAGGAGAAGCCUCUGGGUUUCUACAUCCGCGACGGGUCCAGUGUGCGGGUCACGCCGCAGGGCUUGGAGAAGGUCCCCGGCAUUUUCAUCUCCCGGAUGGUGCCCGGCGGCCUGGCGGAGAGCACGGGGCUGCUGGCCGUCAACGACGAGGUCCUGGAGGUGAACGGCAUCGAGGUGGCCGGGAAGUCUCUGGACCAAGUGACGGACAUGAUGAUCGCCAACAGCCACAACCUCAUCAUCACCGUCAAGCCAGCCAACCAGCGGAACAACAUCGUCCGAGGGAGCGGCGGCGGCGGCGGCGGCGGCGGCGGGGCGUCCGGUAGCUCCGGACGCUCUUCAGACAGCGGGGCCAGCUACUACGGCUACUCCUCAUCCGCCGGCCUCGCCGCCGCCUCUUUGGCGCCCUCACACAUUAUCCAGAACUUCCCUGUCGGCGAGAUGGACAGCGACGAGGACGACGAGGACCUGGUGAUCGAGGCGGAGCCCGACUUCGGCAUUCCGCCGCCUCCCCGUUACGAGCCGCACCUCAACCUGCGAGCGGCCGCCUCGCCACCCCCGCUUUCGGUCAACGGCGGCGUGACGAGCAGCGCCAGCAGCGGCUCGCUGAGCAGGGCCAAGUCCUCCACGCCGUCGCCCGACAUAGCCGUGAGUAGGCGGAGUCUUGAGGAGGACGGCACCGUCAUAACACUGUAGAUCUGCGCGCUAAGCCGGCAGCCAAUGACGGUGAAGCAUACUGAAAUGUAAAUAUUUCUACGUCCUAACAUUUACACCUAAAACACCUCCAUGCCCACGCGUGUGUGUGGACGCCACUCUGGCGCCACAAAUACUGCGGGCACAAUACACACACACACACACACACACACACACACACACACACACACACACACACACACACACACACACACACACACACACACACACACACACACACAUACUGGUUAUCAUUUGGAAUGGGGACCAAGUUUUUGAUCAUCACUUGUGGGGACCACCCUUUCUACAGGUUGUGGAGGCAUAAAAAAAAUUAUGUAAAAUGGCCACUGCCCAGUUAGCUCAUACACGUCUUUAAAUCUCUGGAUUGAUAAAGUAAUGUGCUGAUCAUUCUUACUGGGGAAAAAGACUUCAUAUGGUUCAUGGGGACCAAAUUUAAAUCAUUUUGCAUAAUUCACACAAAUGUGUACGUGACUACUGAGGACCAUUUAUUAAAAAAUUUUUAAAAAAUAAAAAAGUUCUAAUUAAAUAUGACAUGAUCCUCAGAAUACAGCACUACAGCGAGUGCAGUACCAGCUACAGCCCGAUGAGGGGGCUGCUGUGCAAAUGUCUCACACUCAAACUAACCCAGGGGUCGGCAACCCAAAAUGUUGAAAGAGCCAUAUUGGACCAAAAAUAGAAAAACAAAUCUGUCUGGAGCCUCAAAAAAUUAAAAGCCAUAUUACAUAUAGUGUGUCAUGAGAUAUAAAUUGAAUUAAGAGGACUUAAAGGAAACUAAAUGACCUCAAAUAUACCUACAAAUGAGGCAUAAUGAUGCAAUAUGUACAUAUAGCUAGCCUAAAUAGCAUGUUAGCAUCGAUUAGCUUGCAGUCAUGCAGUGACCAAAUAUGUCUGAUUAGCACUCCGCACAAGUCAAUAACGUCAACAAAACUCACCUUUGUGCAUUCGUGCACAACGUUAAAAGUUUGGUGGACAAAAUGAGACAGAAAAAGAAGUGGCAUAGAACACGUCCUAGAAAGUCGGAUAAAGUUAUACAUGUAAACAAACUACGGUGAGUUCAAGGACCGCCAAAAUUAGUAGGACAAAACGGUGCUCGCCAAAUACUCGAAUCAGUGAAGCAUGUUUAAUAUAAACAGUGUGCUUUAUAACAAUUAGGGAGGUUUGCGUCAUGUUUGUCCUCCUACAGAAACCAUAUUGAAACAAUUUUUUAUUUUUUUUCCCACCAUCUUUUUCCAUUUUUCAUAUAUUUUUGAAAAAGCUCCAGAGAGCCACUAGGGUGGCGCUAAAGAGGUUGCCGACCCCCGAACUAACCAGUAAACAUGUUUUAUGGGCCAAAGCCCACUUAGGCAUCUUCAGAAUGGAUCUGACUAUCAUUUAAAAAGGUUUCCCUUUAGGGGACCUGUUUUUUUGCCUCCAUACCGUCAAAAGUCCCCUAAAGGUGACUGUGUAAACAGAGCGAUGUCCCCAUUAAGUUAGCAUUGCCAGAACACACACACACACACACACUUACACACACUUCUGUAUCUACCUGAGCUUCCUCCAGGGGGCAGAAGUGAGCGCCUUGAUGAAGUCCAACACACAAACGACUUUUUUAGCACGACAAUCGUCCACAAGACGUUGAGCAAGCACUACAACCUGCAAUAAUAACAAUAUUAUUAUAAUAAUGUUUUUUUUGUUUCAAGAGCAAACUUCUGGGCCUCUCAGAUGCUUAAAAAAAUAUAUAUAUAUAUAUAUAUAUAUGAACAAUUGACUGAUCAAUCAUAUUUUUGAUACGCAUAUCGAAGGUCCAUAUCGUAUUGGGUUCAAGCAGCUCGUCUGUUCCAGGGUCAAACUGUGGCCGUCGCCACAGGCAAUAUUUGAACAUUUUUCCACUGUCAUUCAAGUGUAAAAAGAAGCUAACUUGACGUAUCUUUUGAUAACCUCGCAUAAAGACAAACAUUCCCUUUUUAUCGUAUUGAUUUCUAACUGGACGGAGACACUUGGCCCCCGACGACCGACUAGUGUGGCGAAUUAGCAUAAAAGACCGAGCGAACUGCGGAAUAUCUGUACUAUACACAAAAGACGACUUUUUUGGGGAAACUAUAUUUUUAAAAACUAAAUAUGACAAAAAACAAUGUUCUUUUUGCGCCACCUGUAUUAAUCGUUAGACUCAAAUAUAAGACAAGUCUCAUUUUUAGCUUUUAUCCAGGGAGAAAUACAUUUCUUAUAUUGAGGUCAAUUUAUGGUUGACUUUGGCAAAUUGUACUGAGCAGCCAGACACGCUGCUUUUCUUAUGUCUAUGGUUAUAUUCACACUUUUCCCUCAUUGCCAUGACUGGUGUCCUUCUGUGUAGAUGUUUUGUUGCUACUCUACCACUAUGUUGAGUAAGUUCUAUGGUUAUCACACUUUUUUCUCUUUGCCAUUACUGGUACCUUCAAUGUUUUGUUACUACUGUCUAUGGUUAGUAAGUUCUAUGGUUAUUGUCACACUUUUCCUCUUUGCCAUGACUGCUACCCUUCUGUGUUUUUUUGUUGCUACUCUACCACUAUGUUUAGUAAGUUCUAUGGUUAUCAUCACGCUUUUCCUCUUUGCCAUGACUGCUACCCUUCAAUGUUUUUUUACUACCCUGUGUCAAUGGUUAUCGUCACACUUUUCCUCUUUGCCAUUACUGCUACCCUUCUGUGUUGUUUUGUUGCUACUCUACCACUAUGUUUAGUAAGUUCUAUGGUUAUCGUCACACUUUUCCUCUUUGCCAUGACUGCUACCCUUCAAUGUAUUUUCACUACCCUAUGUCUAUGGUUAUCGUCACACUUUUCCUCUUUGCCAUGACUGCUACUCUUCUGUGUUGUUUUGUUGCUACUCUACCACUAUGUUCAGUGAGUUCUAUGGUUAUCGUCACACUUUUCCUCUUUGCCAUGACUGGUACACUUCAAUAUUUUGUUUCUACCCUGUGUCUAUGGUUAUCGUCACACUUUUCCUCUUUGCCUUGACUGGUACCCUUCAAUUUUUUUUUACUACCCUAAGUCUAUGGUUAUCGUCACACUUUUCCUCUUUGCCAUGACUGCUACCCUUCAAUGUUUUGUUACUACCAUAUGUCUAUGGUUAUCGUCACACUUUUCCUCUUUGCCAUGACUGAUGUCCUUCUGUGUUGUUUUGUUGCUACUCUACCACUAUGUUUAGUAAGUUCUAUGGUUAUCGUCACACUUUUCCUCUUGCCAUGACUGCUACCCUUCAAUGUUUUUUUACUACCCUGUGUCUAUGGUUAUCGUCACACUUUUCCUCUUUGCCAUGACUGCUACCCUUCUGUGUUGUUUUGUUGCUACUUUACCACUAUGUUGAGUAAGUUCUAUGGUUAUCGUCACACCUUUCCUCUUUGCCAUGACUGGUACCCUUCAAUGUAUUUUUACUACCCUGUGUCUAUGGUUAUCGUCACACUUUUCCUCUUUGCCAUGACUGCUACCCUUCUGUGUUGUUUUGUUGCUACUUUACCACUAUGUUGAGUAAGUUCUAUGGUUAUCGUCACACCUUUCCUCUUUGCCAUGACUGGUACCCUUCAAUGUAUUUUUACUACCCUGUGUCUAUGGUUAUCGUCACACUUUUCCACUUUGCCAUGACUGGUACACUUCUGUGUUGACAUUUUGUCGCUACUCUACCACUAUGUUUAAUAAGUUCUAAGGUUAUAAUCACACUUAGCCAUGACUGGAACUCUUUGUAUGGAUGUUUUGUUGCUACACUACCACUAUGUUAAUAAGUUCUAUGGUUUUCUCUUUGCCAUGACUGGUACCAUUCUGUAUUGACAUUUUGUUGCUACUCUACCACUAUGUUCAAUAAGUUCUAUGGUUAUAAUCACACGUUUUCCUCCUUUGCCAUUACUGCACGGUACCCUUCUUUGUUAUCACAAAAAAGCCAAAGAAAAAGCUGGUGUGGCCCUUGCAGGCAUGUUUUUGGUCCUGUCUCCAAACUGUAGGAUGUUCAGGUUGUAUUUUGGCAUAUUUCCUUCCUGUCCCUGCUCCAUAUUUCCACGGAUGUGACUUUUAUGGUCCGCCCCCGCAUAUUUCCUUGAGCUUGACAGAAAAUGUUUUUUCUAGAAGGGUCCAUAAAUUGAAAAGUGUCUGUUUACUUCCACGGUGGAUAUUUGGCACAUUGAUAGCAACACUGUAACAUGAAGAACACGAAGGAGUUUAUCUUCAUAUGUUAAAAUGUCUCUUUUUAAAUAUGUUUCGCCCCAAACAAUCCACCCUUGUGUCCAUUUAGUUUUUUUUGUUUUUUUUUCUUACACAUGAAUGACAUUCAGUGUGUGAUUUGACGAGAGCAAUAUUUGUAAUGAUUUAUUUGUUUGGAAGAUUUCAUUUUGUCUUAUACUUUUGUAUAUGCUGGAAAUUAUGAUUAGAAUCUGUUGAUGAGACUGUGAUUAUCUAAGACUGGAAACACACACAUCUCUACUGUACAUGUUUGAAAUCCUAAUGUGGUACAUGGGAUACUAAUGUGUCAUUCCUACUGUAACUCAUGUUAAAUGAUUUCUUUACCUGCAACACUUGUAUUUAUCAUCUAAUCAUGCCCUCUGUCUACGUAUUUUAUGACUUGAUUUUUCAUAAUCAAUAUGUUUGUUUGUGGAUGAUAUCAGUAGCAGACUUUUUGGCUUAAACAGGGGGAGUUUUUAAAGUUGUUUUUUUUUUCCAUACUGUGAAUUGUUAUUUGAAAGCAGAACAUUUUCAUCUUUCCUUUCAUGUUUUUUUUUAAAGAAAUUAUUGAACUACGGCGUCAUGCUUGCCAGAUAAAAUACUGUUAUAUAUUUAGAUUUGUAUUGAAGAUUUGUCAGUAUUUUCAUAUUGGACGCUUUAAAUGAUGUACAUUUUUAUGACAUAGUCAAUAUGUUUCUUACUGGAGCUGUAUGAAUAAAUAGAUGUACACCUAUACUUGUUGAUCGGAGGAGAUGGAUGGAAUAAUAUUAAAUAAUAAUAAAUUAUAUGU